This is a messenger RNA of Felis catus (domestic cat), 4375 nucleotides long. RefSeq lists its product as uncharacterized. The record is from RefSeq and is a predicted model, not a curated record. Gene Ontology annotation, molecular function: RNA-DNA hybrid ribonuclease activity; nucleic acid binding. Gene Ontology annotation, biological process: DNA integration. NCBI's taxonomy places the organism in Eukaryota, Metazoa, Chordata, Mammalia, Carnivora, Felidae. Bases 208 to 2199 code for a protein of 663 amino acids. The transcript is spliced from 2 exons.
ACCCACCUUGUUCAAUGAGGCACUUCACGAGGAUCUGGGUCCGAGGUAACCUACUUAGGGUACCUGUUAAGAGAAGGCCAGCGGUGGCUCACUGAUGCACGGACGGAAACCGUCCUCCGCAUCCCCCGACCCACAACGCAAAGGCAGGUGAGAGAAUUCCUGGGAUCGGCCGGGUUCUGCUGCUUGUGGAUACCUCGGUUCGCCGAGAUGGCUAAGCCUCUUUACCUGGUCACCCGAGAACAGGCGCCCUUCGAGUGGACAGAGGAAACUGAGCAGGCUUUCCAACAAAUUAAACUCGCCCUGUUGUCAGCGCCAGCCUUAGGGCUCCCCGAUGUCUCCAAACCCUGUCAUCUCUUCGUAGAUGAAAACAAGGGGGUAGCCAAAGCAGUGCUGACACAACUCCUUGGUCCAUGGCCCAGGCCCAUUGCCUAUCUUUCAAAAAGACUAGACCCAGUAGCGGCUGCCUGGCCCCCUUGCCUCCGUAUGAUCGCUGCUACAGCUCUAAUGGUAAAGGAUGCUGAUAAGUUAACUAUGGGACAGGAGUUACAUGUUACAACCCCUCAUGCCAUCGAGGGAGUCCUCAAACAACCUCCUGACCGAUGGAUAAGUAACGCCCGACUGGUUCACUACCAGGGACUAUUAUUAAAUCCCCUCAGAAUCAUUUAUGCUCCCCCCCGAACACUAAACCCUGCCUCCCUGUUACCAGACCCGGACUUAGAUACCCCCCUCCAUGACUGCACUGAGAUAUUGGCACAGGUUCAUGGAGUUCAGGAAGAUUUACAGGAUCACCCUCUACCAGACGCCGAGGUUACCUGGUUCACUGACGGCAGCAGCUUUGUACAUCAGGGUCAAAGGUACGUGGGGGCAGCAGUCACAACUGAAACUGAGACUGUUUGGGCAGAGACUUUGCCAGCUGGCACCUCUGCCCAACGGGCUGAACUUGUGGCCUUAACCAAGGCACUGACUUUGGGAAAAGGCAAGAGACUAAAUGUGUAUACCGAUAGCAGAUAUGCUUUUGCUACGGCCCACAUACAUGGAGCUAUAUACAGAGAGAGGGGACUAUUAACUGCAGAGGGGAAAACUAUCAAAAACAAAGAAGAAAUAUUGGCUCUUUUGAAGGCACUCUGGCUGCCUAAACGACUAGCCAUCAUACAUUGCCCAGGCCACCAAAAACCGAUCACACCGGUGGCUAGAGGAAAUAAUUUGGCUGACCAGGUGGCCCGAGAGGCGGCCUUACAGGUGGACUGUGCUUUAAUGACCACCCUACCAGACCCCUGUUCAGCUAGUUUACCAGAAAAUCCCGCCUACACUGAAGAAGACCUAAACUGGAUCCAAAAAUUACCUUUAGCUCAGUGCCUUAACGGCUGGUGGAGAGCAGCAGACUGUAGCAUAAUCCUCCCAGAAGAAAUGGGAAAUAAAGUCUUAUCCAAGAUGCACCGAGCCACUCAUAUGGGCACAAGAAAAAUGCAAGACUUAAUAAGACAUGCUAGGAUCACCAUUAGAGACUCCAGGACAAAAAUUGAACAGAUAGUUACUAGCUGUAAAGCUUGCCAACUAACUAACGCCACCAACCACGGGAAAAACCCUGGCUCCAGAACCCACGGAACCAGGCCGGGAGCCUAUUGGGAAGUAGACUUCACUGAGGGAAAGCCUGGAAAAUAUGGAUAUAAAUAUUUGCUAGUGUUUAUAGAUACCUUUUCAGGAUGGACAGAGGCCUUCCCCACCAAACAUGAGACUGCGCAGGUAGUAGCAAAAAAAAUGUUGGAAGACAUCAUGCCCGGGUACGGAUUCCCUACCCUAAUAGGAUCAGACAACGGACCAGCGUUCGUUUCAAAGGGAACUCCAGCACACCCACCAGGAAGUUUGGCGAGAUUGAGAGCCAUUUAUGAGAACGGGCCCCCUCCUGAGCCUCAUCACUACCGACCCGGAGUUUGGGUGUACAUGCGGAGACACAAGCAAGAGACCCUCCAACCACGGUGGAAGGGACCUUACAUUGUGAUCCUGACUAUGCCCACCGCUCUCAAAGUCGACGGGAUUGCUGCCUGGAUCCAUUACACCCACGUCCGACCAGCUGAUCCCUUUGCAGUUCGAGAAGACUUCGUCCUGGAAGCCAACACCGCCUGGACAGUUGACCAGAGUAAGACCCAUCCUUUAAAAUUAACUCUGCGCCGAAGACCCAGACCGGCUCCUGACCCAUAAUGACAAAAGGAACAUUCAUCAGCAUACUCCUACUCACUUCCUACGGACUGAUAAGUAUUGCGGGCAACCCUCAUAUACCCUAUACCUUAACAUGGGAAAUUACUAAUUUAGAAACUCAUGAAGUCUAUAAUACCACCACAAAACCAGAUACCCCCUAAAAUUCUUGGUGGCCCGACCUAUUUUUCAACCUAGAGGAUGUAGCUGUCUCCAUGGGAUUACUCCCCAGCAUACCUGGGGAACGAGGAGCUCUAAGCCAGAAGGGAUUCUAUGCAUGCCCAGGGUUCGGACAGAACGCUGACACCACAUGUGGAGGAAUUUUAAAGUACUACUGUAAGUCCUGGAGUUGCAUCACUUCCAAUGAUGGGAACUCCAAAUGGAAAGUAAACCCCCAUUAUGUUGACAUGACAUUUGCUAGCCCCUGCCCCAAACGCAAGCUAGCAGGUCAAUAUUUUGGAACAGGUCCCUGUAACCUUAUCCGCAUUAAAUUUCUAGAAGACGGGAAAAAAGAUACUAGAUGGACCACUGGGCUUAAUUGGGGAAUCUAUUUAUAUCGGGGACCACCCUACUAUGCAACUGUUAUUCAGAUAAAACUGAAGGCAGAACCCAAGACUCUACCAACCCUAGUAGGGCCAAACCAACUGGUAGGGCCCCCGAAUAAGACCGACCUUACCCAACGGCCCACAGAUAAGAGCGCUAAUCCUCCCAAUUCUCCGACCACUCAAGCAGUCCCUAUAGUCAGGACUACUUCAAAAAAAGAAAACCCCUUCCCACAACCCCUCCGUUAACCCUGGGGGCUCAUCAAAAAUUCAAUCCCCAUUUAAAAAUGACCCCUUAUGGGCAAUGAUAAAUUCCGCUUACCAGGCCUUAAACCAUACUAACCCUAAGGAGACAGAAGCUUGUUGGCUAUGCUAUUCUAUACAACCUCCAUUUAACGAAUCAGUAGCAAUAGUAGGAAACUAUAGCACCGCAGACAACUCAGACUCUUGCAAUUGGGGACCGAGAAGACCCGGCCUCACACUACCAGUACUUACAGGAAAUGGGACAUGUAUAGGAACAGUGCCAACAAAAUAUAGCCACUUAUGCAUAAGUAACAGAAGUAUAUUCAAUACUUCAGAAAAUUGGAUUAUUCCACCAGAUAACUCAUGGUAGCUUUGUUCUCAUGCGGGAUUAACUCCUUGCCUCUAUAAAGAUAUGUUCAAUCAGUGAGAAUUCUGUGUAAUGGUAAUUGUGUUCCCAAAAAUCAUAUACCACACAACUGAGUAUGUAGACCAGAUGUGGAUAGCACCCAAAAGAGUGACUAAGAGAGAACUCAUUACUGCAGGGGCUCUAACUCUGGCCACCAUAUGUGGACUCGGGGCCAUCGGAACCGGGACAGGGAUCUCUGCCUUAACAAUACAAAACAAGGGAUUUAGUAUACUUAGGGAAGUGGUUGACAGAGAUAUAGAAAAAAUAGAGACUGCCAUCACUUUGCUUGAAAAGUCCCUAACCUCCCUCUCAGAAGUAGUUUUACAAAACAGGAGAGGAUUAGACCUGCUGUUCCUACAGCAAGGUGGUCUCUGUGCAGCACUAGGAGAAGAGUGUUGCUUCUAUGCUGAGCACACAGGAAUAGUAAGAGAUUCUAUGGCCAAGGUCCGAGAAGGGCUAAAUAAACGAAAAAAGGAAAGAGAACAGGAGGCAGGAUGGUUUGAAUCCUGGUUCAACGCGUCCCCUUGGUUAACUACCCUGCUCUCCGCUUUACUCGGGCCUCUGGCCAUUCUACUUCUCGCUCUCACAUUAGGCCCCUGCAUCAUAAACAAAAUUAUUAAUUUUGUCCAAGACAGGUUCAAUGCUGUACAAUUAAUGGUCUUACGAACUCAGUACCAACCGCUCGAGACAUUACAAAUAGAAAACUAAAGAUCCAAGAUUGGCUCUUUAGGCACAAGAAAAAGGGGGGAAUGAAAAGAACAGCUUUAAAUGCAAAUGACAGCCCUGCCUUAGUUUAAAGCUAAAGUUCUCUUUUCUGCUUAUUAUGGAUCUUUGAUAAAAAAUACAGUCGCUGAGAAAAGUCUGUUUUGCUUGCUGUUUGCUACGAGCGUUGUGAACCCUUUCCUGAAUGUAACUCACUAUGUAAUAGAGUAAGUUGUGAAACUUCCUACAUGUAGUCUGGUAUGUAAUAGAAUAAGUGAUUGUACAUGAA